This is a messenger RNA of Venustampulla echinocandica, 762 nucleotides long. RefSeq lists its product as uncharacterized. Bases 1 to 762 code for a protein of 253 amino acids. Gene Ontology annotation, molecular function: ribonuclease III activity. The transcript is spliced from 2 exons. The record is from RefSeq and is a predicted model, not a curated record. Gene Ontology annotation, biological process: RNA processing. Lineage: Eukaryota; Fungi; Ascomycota; Leotiomycetes; Helotiales; Pleuroascaceae.
AUGGAUCCAAGACGGUCACAAGAGUCCCUUGUCUCUCACUAUUCUCAAGGCAUCCCGCCCACGCAAACACACCAAACAUCAUUCCCCCAAGCAUCAUCCACCACCUCAUGGCCUUCAUCCACAACAUGCGCAAAUCCCACCUCUCCUCACGACAUCCCCAAAGAUCGUCAUUCGUCUAGCACAACCCACACAUCCGGCGGUCAUCGUUCAACCAACAUACCUCCUCGAGGCGUCGCAAUCCUCGCCGGUUCAGCAGAAUCAGAAUGGCUUAGGAUAAUCCAGACAAUCAUUCAAUACACAUUCAAAAACCCCGAUUUGCUGGAAGAGGCUUUGGAGUCACCGAAUUCGGGGGUCACGUGCGUAGGACAGAGCCAUCGACAUUUUGAAGACGGGAAUAGGGGUUUAGCGAAGGUCGGACAGUCUGCGAUGAAGCUGUUGCUUAGGGACCAGUGCUAUCUUUUUCAGAUUCCUGAAGGCGAUGCCGAGAAAAUUAUCAGCGAUAUGAUUCAUUUCAGGAAUUUAGACCAGCUGGGACGGACGACUAAGCUCGAAAGGUUUGUGAGGCCGAAGCUGUAUUUGAGGCCAACGAGAAGGAGGAACCCAUUGUGGUUGCUUAAGGACGAUGUGCAGAGAGAGGACCCCUCGAGGACAAUUGCCAGGGCGGUGUGUGCUAUUAUUGGAGCGGCGUAUUAUGAUGGAGGAUUGGAGGCUGCCAAAGGCGUUAUGGCAGAGUUGGACCUCGUCAUAAAUAUGCCAAAGUGA